AUGUCGAAUAGCAGUGACAGUGCCGCCGCUCAAGCUGCAGCAGUCUUGGCUGCCGAGCAAGACCUCCUGAAGACGGACUUCGGAGCGAUUUUUGCAGGUACCUUCAUCGCCGUGCUUCUUCUAGGAUUUGUGCUUGCCCAGCUGUACAUGUACUACACACGCUAUCCAAAGGACCCCAUCGGGAUGAAACUGUUCGUAGGCUUCAUACUUUUUGUCGAUACCCUUAGUUGUGGUAUCUUGGUUGCGUGGUUCUACAUUGCAUUCAUUAACCACUGGGGAGACAUCACGGUGUUCGAGACGGGAGACUGGCUAAUUGCUACCGAUCCGUUCUUCCUGGGAUUCAUCGCAAUGUGCAAUCACUUCUACUUCUCCCGGAGAGUCUAUCUCAUCACAAAGAACGUCUAUCUCACCAUCCUCAUCUGCAUAUGCGGUCUCGGAGCGGGCUCGACGGGACUCGCAGUGACGAUCAUAUGGGCUAAAUACCAAUUCCGGUUCCAGGACAUCAUCCUCGAGAAGGCGGCGUUCACGACAUGGAUGUCAUGGUCCGUGGUUGGCGAUCUUCUCAUCACUAUAUCCAUCACUUGGUAUCUGCAACACCGCAAGUCCGGAUUCAAGAAGACGGAUACAUUGGUGGACAAGAUUAUUCGCAAUACCAUGCAGAAUGGUCUUCUUACUGCCGCCACCGCGACCGUCGAUCUAAUCAUGUACCUGGCCAUGACGCAGACAGACUACCUAGCUCUUUCCGUCAUUCUUCCUAGAUUGCAUGUCAAUAGUAUCAUGUCCUCGCUGAACUCUCGUGAGCCCCACCACGUAGAGAGUCCCUCGUCGGAGGCCAGCGCAAUGUUCAACUCGCGUGUUCUGAGACCAGACCACGCAGAAGUGAUGGUACAUGUCGAGACGCACGAGAUGGCCGAAACCGCCAAGUCAGCGCCCGACUGGGAGCACAAGACGUCAGCGGUAUAA
Molecule: messenger RNA, 963 nt
Organism: Sparassis crispa
Lineage: Eukaryota; Fungi; Basidiomycota; Agaricomycetes; Polyporales; Sparassidaceae
Exons: 13
Coding region: 1-963 (320 amino acids)
Source: RefSeq, a predicted model, not a curated record